Molecule: messenger RNA, 386 nt
Organism: Paramecium primaurelia
Lineage: Eukaryota; Ciliophora; Oligohymenophorea; Peniculida; Parameciidae
Source: the annotation of a GenBank genome assembly
UAUGUUGAGCUGUUUUAGAGGUGGUGGAUCAUUCGAUUUGGAUGGUGAUGGGAUGAAGAACGGAAGAUGGAUUGAUUUGAGUUAUGGAUUUAAGGGAGAUUAUUAAAUAACAUAUUAAGGUGAAUAUUUAAAAGGUAACAAAGUUGGAAGAUGGGAUAUUUAUAUAGAAAGCCGGAUGAGCAGGAUUUUAAAUAGAUGUGACUUAUAUUAUGUUACUUUUUUUUAAGUGAUGGUGGAUAAUAUAACGUGGUAGGUGAUGGGAUUAAUAUAGGAAGAUGGAUUGAACUGAUUGAAGUGUUUAAUACCUAUUCGUAAAUCAUUGAUGUUGGUUUAUAUGAAAAAGGCAAAAAAGUUGGAAUAUGGUUAAAAUAAGGCCUGAACUAUGG